AUGUCGGUUGACAACCCCCCCUCGGCCCUCUUCGUCAAUGGCCGCAUCCUCGCCAGGUCAUCCCCUGGUCUCACCGGCGAGCCCGUCUUCGCCGACAGCAUGCUUGUGCAGGAUGGCCUCAUCAGAGCCAUAGGCACGCGUGAGGAGUCUCUGCGCAAAGUUUCACUUGAUCACUGCAAGUCUUUCGAAGACAUCCGCAUCGCCAUCAAGACCUAUGCCGAGGCGAAUCCUGAGGUUCCUCGUAUACUCUGCAAGGGCUGGAUGCACUCAAUGACCCCGGAAGGCACUGAUGCCUCCAUGCUCGACGACAUUGACCCGCGCCCCAUCUUCAUCGACACCAAGGACUUGCACUCCACAUGGUGCAACAGCGCAGGCCUCGAAGAGCUUGGUGUUGCCAACAUGCCCGAUCCCGCCGGCGGCACCAUCCAUCGCGAUGCCAACGGCAAGCCCAACGGUGUGCUCAGCGAAGGUGCCGUCCUGUCCAUCGUCUGGCCUCACCAAGCCAAAGUCUCCCCCAUGGCCGAGCGUCAGGAGGCCAUUCUUGCUGCAGUCGAGACCUACAACGCGUCUGGCUACACCGGCCUUGUCGAGAUGGCCAUGGACGAGCCGGCCUGGGAUGCCCUCGUCGCCCUGCGCGCCGCCAAACCCGACCUCCCUAUGCGCAUCGCCGCUUACUGGCUUAUCAAGCCCUCUGACGAUGCCGAGGCCAGACACGCUCAGGUUCGGCGCGCCAUUGAGCUGCACAGCCAGCUUAACGCCUCUACCUCCCCAGACCUGCGCAUUGCCGGCAUCAAGAUUGUGUGCGACGGCAUCAUCGACGCAUGCACGGUCUACCUCUCCGAGCCCUAUGCACCCGCCGAUUCCCCACCGCCGAUCUGGGCGCAAGACGACCUUGAGCCCAUCGUCGCGCAAGCAGACGCUGCAGGUUUGCAAAUUGCUUUGCAUGCGAUCGGCGACGGUGCCAUCAAGAUGGCCGUCGACGUUCUCGAAAAGCACACUACGCCUGGUCGUCGUCAUCGUAUCGAGCAUCUUGAGCUUGCAUCGCCAGAGGACGCUAAGCGGCUGGGCGACCUCAACUUGACAGCCUCCAUCCAGCCUGUCCACGCCGACCCGGCAAUCCUGCGGGCAUGGCCGCGCCUCAUCGGCUCGGAGCGGUGCAAGAGGGCCUUCGCGUAUCGAGAGAUGGCCGAUGCGGGAGCGUUGAUGGCCCUGGGAAGUGACAGCCCGACGGCGCCGUGGGCGCCGCUGCAGAACGUGUACGUGGCGUCGACGAGGCGAUCAGCAAGGGAGCCCGAGUACGAGGUGACAGGUGAACGAGAACUUCCGACUGUGCGAGGCGAUCGUGGCUGGUACAAGGGCGCGCGGCCAGUGUGUUCGCUGAGGAGAGGACCGGAAGCUUGGAGGUGGGAAAGAUGGCCGAUUUUGUCGUUGUUGACAUGGAGUGGAAGGCUGAGAGCCUACUGA
This is a messenger RNA of Verticillium alfalfae VaMs.102, 1464 nucleotides long. Its product is annotated as amidohydrolase family protein. The transcript is spliced from 2 exons. The record is from RefSeq and is a predicted model, not a curated record. The coding region runs from base 1 to 1464 and encodes 487 amino acids. NCBI's taxonomy places the organism in Eukaryota, Fungi, Ascomycota, Sordariomycetes, Glomerellales, Plectosphaerellaceae.